This is a messenger RNA of Ziziphus jujuba (common jujube), 1261 nucleotides long. Its product is annotated as probable membrane-associated kinase regulator 6. The record is from RefSeq and is a predicted model, not a curated record. The coding region runs from base 218 to 907 and encodes 229 amino acids. The transcript has 2 exons. NCBI's taxonomy places the organism in Eukaryota, Viridiplantae, Streptophyta, Magnoliopsida, Rosales, Rhamnaceae.
AGUCCCUACUGUUAAGGCCGUGCCUUAAUUUUUGUUCCAUUUGUCUCCUGCAUGACCAUGAUAGAAUAGCCCAUGUAUGCACUUGUGGUGGCCAUGUUGCUCACUCUAAGAUAACAAUCACGUGUCUUGUCUACAACUAGAACUAUAUAUUAUAAUUUUUUAUAUAUAAGGGUCUUCCUCGCUGUCACACACAUUGAUAUUUGGAAAACGUCCAUCCAUGGAACCGUCACGACCUUUGGCCGUUGAAAGUUUUUCAGAGAGUUGGCUAUCAGAUGCUGCAAGGUUCUCAUUUUUCAGUGGCUUUGAUGAAAAAUCCUUUGGAAGAUCUCCUAAGAGUACGUCCUAUGCGACCACCAUCGGUACCAGAAAAACACUGGCAAAUAGAUUUAAUGAAGAAUCCCACAACUUUGAUUUUGGCAUUAAUCCAGCUGCUUCUGAGUGUCAACCUUAUCUUGUUCAUGCAGAUGAACUUUUUUCUGAUGGCCUUAUUAGACCCAUAUUUGGUAAUCCAUUAGCGACACAAGUCUCCAAUUACACCAGAGCUUCCAAUAUUUCACCAUCCUUGCAUGUUUCUUCAAUUUCUUUGAAAAAUGGAAACCCGAAUAUUCAAAUUAGUUGUUGUUGGUACUUAGGAAGAUGGAGAAAAUUAGUAUCUAAGAGGAUCUUGAAAAAGAUUUUUGGGUAUCUGUUGGUUGUACCUUUUUGCCAUAAAAUAGGAGGUUCAAGGAAAAGUGUAAAGGUUGAUGAUAUCGGUUUGAGAACAAUGGAAGUUAGGAGCAUGAACAAUUCACCACAAACAUCUCCACAUCGAAGCAGAGUCAGAGUCUACUCAGCAGUUGAUUGGUAUGAUAGUGAGAGCUCAAUAAAUGAUGCAAUUCUGCAUUGCAAAAAAUCAAUAGGAAACUGAUCAUUUUCGAAUAGAAAGAUCAAAAGGGAAUGAAGGAAGAACGCAUUGAAGGAUUACUAGGAAAUAGUGGCAUAAAGACAAGCUAGCGGUUUUUUGUCCCAUUUUUCUGGCACUGUCCUUGUUGGUUGGUUGUAUAUCAGUAUAUGUGUACUUUUUGUUAUUUGAAUGACGCAGAACUAAAUAAUUUCUGGCACCAAAUUGCAUGAAAUGUAAUAUGAUUUUAUCGUUUUUAUUCGUAAGUUGUAAGACCUCCUUUCUAUUUCUCUACAGUUUGUCUCUUCCUUAAUUUCCACAUCCAAGCUCAUAUCUCUGUAUCUGUACUUUGUGUAAAUGGAAUCUUAUUUCUUUUCGUUA